AUGUUAGCGACUAGUCCAGCCUUCGAAUCUGAAAAUACAGAUGGUCUGAAUUUACUUCCCCUUUCUACUUUGUCCUCCUCGGUAACUACAUAUACAUUCGCCAAAAUUCAAGAAACAUAUCCACAAAGUUUUAUCCCGAAUUUAGUGCUGUCGAAUGAGUUUUGCGGGUGUCUGGCCGUUGGCUUACGGCAACGUAUCUUACCGCUACACAAAAUCGAAGUGUCUACAACUAUUGUUUCGGAAACCUUUAAAACAAUACUCAAGCAAACCUUUGUCAAUUCUGUGACAUUGGAAGAUGGCCAACUUUGCGCGUAUAAGUUCUCUAUUUACGACAGGGUCAGUGUUGUUGGGUUUAAGUGUAAAUUUGGCUCAGAUUGUCUCUACGGUUUCAUGAAGGAGAGGAAACAAGCAGAAAUCAUUUAUGAUGUUAUGGUAGCUAAGGGCGAUACCGCCGGCAUCAUCGUACAAGUUCCCGAGGGGCCCAAUUUUCUUGUCACAAGAAUUGGUCAUGUUCCGUUCGGAGAACGUGUUCAUGUCGAGAUCACUUAUGCUGGAGAGUUGAAACAAAAUAUCGAUUGCAUGCGCUUCAGAAUUCCAGCUUGGAUCACUCACUGCUAUGGCCUUAAAAGCUCCGCCAAGCAUCCAUCUACCGUUGAACCAGUCAAAAGUUCCAUCGAUCAUAUUACUGGCGAGAUUAAUAUCACAGUGGAUAUAAUAUUACCAAAAAGAAAACUGAUCAAAAGGGUUCAGUCUCCAUCGCAUAUGGUCGCGGUGUCCAUAGGAGCUGUUUCAACUGCCACUUAG
Messenger RNA from Botrytis sinoallii, 804 nucleotides. RefSeq lists its product as uncharacterized. The transcript is spliced from 2 exons. The record is from RefSeq and is a predicted model, not a curated record. The coding region runs from base 1 to 804 and encodes 267 amino acids. NCBI's taxonomy places the organism in Eukaryota, Fungi, Ascomycota, Leotiomycetes, Helotiales, Sclerotiniaceae.